CGCCGACGACCGUGUGUGCGUGUCAGACUCCGUCGUGGCAAGCCGGUGCGCACGGUCCGGUAUGUUGUGUAUGUGACCGAGUACGUUUUUUCGGCAUUUAUUUUUACGCGUUCCGUUAUUCCGUUCGCCGUUGUUCCGUUUCGUUCAUUUAAUCUAAUUUGUUUAUUUAAUUUUGUUUUUUCGGCGUAUCAACCGCGCGGCAAGCAGUCGCGUACAUGCGUUUAACUCUUACGGUAUAAUAUCGUUACCCGUCUCUACGCGUUUAUACGGUUCGCGUCCGAUCAAAGUCCGUCUUCGCCGCCGCGUGUGCUGUCGAACUCGAUACGGAAAAAAACCACACACACACAAAACGUCCGAGAAACGGUUUAGCGUCCUGCGAACGAAGACGAUGAUCCGCGACGACUCGUGGCGUCGCCGGUACGGGGACAACAAUACCGCCGCGUCGAUCCGCCGGACCGUUUGACGAUCUAAAUAGGUCCGCGUGGAUACGGUGGUGGGCACGCGUGUACGGCACGGCAAUCGGUCGUGUGAUUAAAACAAAACAAAACAAAAAAAAAAAAUAAACAAAAAAAUACUGCGCGCGAUAUCGACAAGACUGCGGUGUUUACCGGACACAUAUCUGUCGACACGUUUCGUUUCGGCGACACUGCUGUUCGGGGGCCGAACGUUAUGAUAGUAAACAUGUGCAAAAAUACGAUGAUCGUCGGCGGAGCUAUGCUGUUGAUGUUGGCCACGGAGUUGGUAUCAGGAUCCAUUGAUCACAAAGUACCAGAUGAAACGAUUUCACCUUUAAUUGAAGCUACGUCAAUAAGAGGUCCUUAUUUUGACAAAGUCGCAUCAAAAAAUGUCACUGCGUUAGUCGGUCACACUGCCUAUUUGAACUGCAGAGUGAGAAAUCUAGGAAAUCGGACGGUAUCAUGGGUUCGACAUCGGGGCAUACACUUGCUAACCGUGGGCCGGUACACGUAUACAAGUGAUCAACGAUUCCAAGCAAUACAUUCACCUCAGAACGAAGACUGGACACUACAAAUACGGUAUCCUCAAAUUAGAGACAGUGGAUACUACGAAUGUCAAGUAGGCACAACGCCUCCAAUCGGACACACAAUGGUUUUAACGGUUGUAGAACCCAUAACAACAAUCAUUGGAGGUCCUGACAUGUUCAUCAAUAAGGGUAGUACUAUGAACUUAACGUGCAUCAUAAAACAUAGUCCAGAACCACCACCACUGAUUUACUGGACACAUGACUCAAAAGAAAUAAAUUAUGACUCGGCCAGAGGCGGGGUGAGCGUGAUCACCGAGAAAGGCGAAGUAACCACCAGUUAUUUGCUCGUACAGAGAGCGACCAGCACGGAUUCGGGAAAAUACACGUGUCACCCAAGCAACGCAAAUCCUCACACCGUCGUUGUACACGUUCUUAACGGAGAGCAUCCGGCGGCCAUGCAAAAAGGUUCAAAGCUCAGUUUGAAAUCUUCACUAUCAUUCCUCAGCGUCGGUUUGGUGUUAUUUAUUAGCACGUGAUUUAAAAAUUGUAAAAUAUUAUUAAUAAAUUAUUAACUGUACAAUACUAAAGACAUAAACUAAAACUUAUAAGUUGUACAAUUAUAUUAUGUAAUAUUACAUUAUAAUAUAUAAUCAUACCUUUAUGAUUUUCAGUUAUGCAAUGACUGUAUACUCAAACCGUUGUUUAUAUUAUAAGACUACCUAUGUAGGUAUUUUAAAAGUACUCAAAUUAAAGAGAAAAAAAUAAAUCCCAAAACUAUAGGUAUGAUAAUUUGUCCACAAUAUUAUUUUAAAAAUUUUUUUUUAGUUUCGUUUUUAAAAAUGUAAACCUGGUCUAUUUAUUCUAUUUUAUUUGGAAACUCUUUUAAAGAUAAAAAUAAUUGUACACUUUAAACAGUAUUUUGUCUUCCAACAGUGAUAGUUAUUUUUAACUAAUUGGCACAGUGAUGCUAAAUACUAUUGAGUAUUAAUGUAUUAUUGACCCAAAAUAAAAAAAAAAUCAUUAUCAAUGAAAUUCAUAUUUCAAAUGUAUCUUAUUAUAUUAUAUAAAUAGUUAAUAAUUUAAUGUAAAAAAAAAAAUAUCAAAAUUGGUUUUUAAACAAAUAAACAAAAAAAAUAAGUGUCUUGACAAUGUUUGUGGCUAUAAUUAAAUACAUACCUUACGGCACCACAUUCAUUCUGUUUCUAAGAACUGUUUUUUUAUACAUUUUCCUCAUUAAUGUAAAUGUGAUUAAUUUUUAAAUCAUAAUAUUGUUAAUAUUAUAGCUGUAGGUAAAUAAUAUUAAAACACCUUAAAUUAAGUUGGUGGCCAGAGACGAGGUCACAAACACACAAGUACCUAAAUUCAUUUUUGGUAACUCUAUUACUAAAAUACUUAAUUAAUACUGAUCUAUUAUUAUUAUUAUUAUUAUUGCAAAGCAAUUUGAGAAUCUGUACAAAAACAAAUUAAAAUUAAUAGAUUUAUCCAUUAUUAACGUGGUUUUAUACAACUUUAAUGAGUUUAAUGAAUAAAAGUUGUAUUAAAACUGCUUUAAAUAAUACAAUUGACAACGAUUUAAUAAUAGAUUUUAUAAUCGAAUAAAAUGUCCAUGAUUAUAAAUUUAUAAGAAAAACUUCAAUAUUUUAUUUUCAUUCGUUAAUUUCUAAGUAUAGAAUAAUAUUAGUAUUAAUUACAUUCUAUUUGCGGCCUUCUACUGAAAAUACUAUAUAAAUGAUCUUCAGCCAUCAAUAAUUCUAUUAGUAUAAUUUAAUAUAUUAUUAAAAUAAUAAAAUAUCUAUUGUUAUAAGUAAUAUAACACACUUGAAACCAAUAGGCAAUAAGUAAACUUUCGUUAUUAUAAAAUAAUAUAUUCGUAUUGAAUAUAAAGCCAAAUUCUAUUCAACAAUGGAAGAUUUAGUAGGUCUAGAAAAUAAUAAAUAUUACUGCGAAAAACAAAAUGAGUAUUUUAUAAAACGAAUUCUACACAUUGCUUUGUACAUAAUUAUAUCUUAUUCGAGUAUUACAAUAACUGAUGAAUUGCUUUAGUGCACAUAAGUUACCUGUACGAAACAAUAGUCAAUUUGAGAUACGUGGGAAAUGCAAAAACGAUUACAAACAAUAAAUAAUAUCAAUUAUUAUUAGAAUUGUCUUCAUGAAAAAUGUCACCUUUAUACAGUUAAAAAAAUAAAUAAGAACAACAAUGCAGUCAUUAGUCACUUAUAUAGUUAUAUAUAUACUUACUUCAUAUUUUCACAUCUUAAAACAAUUUUGUAUUGGAAAAAAAUCUAAAAGCUAAUAUAGAUUUACCUCACUAAUAUUAUUGUAUAACGUAUAGUUUACGAUAUAUGCAUUGCAUUCAUAUAUAGGUACAUAUUGAUUUUUAGGUGGAUUAAAACAUAAAUUUAUGCAUAUAUACUAGUUAUAUAACAUAAGUUUAUAUUUUAAUUGAAAAACAAAUUAUUUACACCGCCAAAAAUUGAGUUUAGGUAUACUUCAAACAUACUUUUUAAUUCUUAUACAUAUUAUAUGUUUUUUUUAUUUUAUAGGUAAAAUAUAAACUUAACACUGUUUUUAAAUAUAUUUUAAUUUGUUUAUAAGAUAAUAUACAUAAUUAAAAAUGUGUAAAAAAAAAUAUGUACUAACCUGCAAAGUGAAUGUUUAUACUUAUAAUUAUGCUUUACGCAGUUAUUUAAACAUUGUAUAAUAAAUUAAUAAAACAUAUUUCAUAUUUAUGUACGUAUCUAUCCUUGAUAAAUAUAAUACAAUUAAGCAAAUAUUAUGAUCUGUUAUAAUGCAUUGAUCAUAUUAUAUUAUCUAAUAAUCCAUAAUAUUAUUAAGUAAAUAUUAAAUUUAAGUAAUGGUGAUUUUUUUUUUUUUUUUUUAAUUGGCACUAAGUUAUAAUAAAAAUAAUAGACAAACAUUAAUUUUUUCAAAAUAUUUUUAUUUUUGUAAAUAAAUUAGUGAAGUACACGUUUUGUGAACAAAUUAAAAAAUUUGUAGAGUUGAAUAAAUUAUAUUUAUUGUUUAUUUUAUUCUUGUUGUAUACACCAUUUCAUACAUUUUAUCAUCGUGAAACAUGUAUAGUUAUCUAUAAAAUUUUGUUAAGUUUUUCUUAUUUUAAUCUUUUCUUUUAUAUACAUACAUACAAAUAUUUAUUCAUAUAAGUUAAUGUUACCUACCUAAUUAAUCGUAAUUUGAUGUUCAUUAAAUGUUAUUUUAUUCUGAA
Molecule: messenger RNA, 4205 nt
Organism: Rhopalosiphum padi (bird cherry-oat aphid)
Lineage: Eukaryota; Metazoa; Arthropoda; Insecta; Hemiptera; Aphididae
Product: zwei Ig domain protein zig-8-like
Exons: 6
Coding region: 670-1518 (282 amino acids)
Biological process (GO): synapse organization
Cellular component (GO): neuron projection membrane
Source: RefSeq, a predicted model, not a curated record